Scleropages formosus (Asian bonytongue) is the source of this 490-nucleotide messenger RNA. It is a transcript of the gene rpl35, whose product is annotated as ribosomal protein L35. The coding region runs from base 78 to 449 and encodes 123 amino acids. The record is from RefSeq and is a predicted model, not a curated record. The transcript has 4 exons. Gene Ontology annotation, molecular function: structural constituent of ribosome; mRNA binding. Gene Ontology annotation, cellular component: ribosome; cytosolic large ribosomal subunit. Gene Ontology annotation, biological process: maturation of LSU-rRNA from tricistronic rRNA transcript (SSU-rRNA, 5.8S rRNA, LSU-rRNA); translation. NCBI's taxonomy places the organism in Eukaryota, Metazoa, Chordata, Actinopteri, Osteoglossiformes, Osteoglossidae.
AUGGUUUCUUCCCUAACCCGGUAGAUAUUUCCUCUUGACCCCAAACAUUUCCUUUCCUGUGUCAGCCACCUUACAGAAUGGCGAAGAUCAAGGCCCGUGAUCUGCGUGGGAAGAAGAAGGAAGAGCUGCUCAAGCAGCUGGAGGACCUGAAGGUGGAACUGUCCCAGCUCCGUGUUGCAAAGGUUACGGGCGGAGCUGCCUCCAAGCUGUCUAAGAUUCGUGUUGUCCGCAAGUCCAUCGCCAGAGUGCUGACUGUCAUCAAUCAGACCCAGAAGGAAAACUUGAGGAAGUUCUACAAGGGAAAGAAAUACAAGCCCCUGGACCUGAGGCCUAAGAAGACCCGUGCGCUCCGCAGGCGCUUGAACAAGCACGAAGAGAACCUGAGGACGAAGAAAACGCAGAGGAAGGAGCGUUUGUACUCCAUCCGCAAGUUUGCUGUCAAGGCAUGAAGCGGUUUCUUUGGCAUAAAAAAUAAACACCACAGAAAGAA